Molecule: messenger RNA, 2208 nt
Organism: Oenanthe melanoleuca
Lineage: Eukaryota; Metazoa; Chordata; Aves; Passeriformes; Muscicapidae
Gene: IKBKG
Product: inhibitor of nuclear factor kappa B kinase regulatory subunit gamma
Exons: 12
Coding region: 16-1725 (569 amino acids)
Biological process (GO): positive regulation of canonical NF-kappaB signal transduction
Cellular component (GO): cytoplasm; IkappaB kinase complex; nucleus
Molecular function (GO): K63-linked polyubiquitin modification-dependent protein binding
Source: RefSeq, a predicted model, not a curated record
GCCCUCCGCGUUGCUAUGGCGCCGCCCGAACACUUGCCGAGGCGGAAGUGCGGCGGGUGCUUGGUGACGUCACGCGCUUCCGGCGGAAGCGGGAAGUGGUGCCUCCACCGCCGGAGCCGCCGGGAUUCCAGAAAUCCCCGAAUUGGGCCCCGAACCGCCCCCGAGCCGCCCGGGCCCCGCCGGCAGCCGCCCAUGAGCGGCGGGCGCUGGCGGCGGUCCGCGGAGAUGGUGCAGCCGGGGCCCGAGGCGGAGCCGGCGCUGGCGGAGGCGCUGCAGCGGCUGCGGGCGGAGAACCGCGAGCUGAGGGGAGCGCUGUGUCACUGCACCGAGUCGCUGCGGCAGCGCCUGGAAGAGCUGCGGAAGCUGCAGCUGCAGCGCCGGGGGGAGCGGGAGCUGCUGCGGGGCCGCUGGGGACAGGCGCGGGAGCUGGUGCUGCAGCUGCGGGGACAGCGCGGGGACAGCGGGGACAGCAAUGGGGACAGCGGAUACACCCCUGGGGACAGCAGGGACACACCUGGAGACACUAGGGACACUCCCGAGGACAUCAGAGACACCCCUGGGGACAUCAAGGACACCAACAACACCCUCGGGAACACCAAGAACACCCUCGGGGACAUCAGGGACUCCCUCAGGGACACACUCAGGGACACUGGAGACACCUCCAGUGACACCCCUGACACCAGCAGCAAGCCCCUCGAGGCCCCCCCUCGCUCGGUGUCUACCCCCCUAGAGGAUGUCCCUGCUGUCCCGGCGCCCCCCCAGGCCCCCCCCGGUGCACCCCCGGAGCCCAGCUCCGAGGAGCAGCUGAGGCAGCGCCUGGUAGAGGCUGAGGCUGAGCUGGUGGCACUGCGGGCGCGCGUGGCUGUGGCCGAGCUCCAGGCUCAGGACGUUUCCCGUGCGGCCGAACUGCAGCUGCAGGGGCUGCGCCGCCAGCUGGAGCAGGACAAGGCACAGGUGCAGGCGCAGGUGACGUCGCUGCUGGGGGAGCUGCGUGAGAGCCAGAACCGGCUGGAGCGGAGCCGGGCGGAGCGAGAGCACCUGGAGCGCAGGGCCCGCAGUGAUGCCGAGCGCUGCCAGCAGCUGGAGGAGGUGACCCAGGGCCACCAGGUGCAGCUGGACCAGCUGCGGCUGCAGGUGACAAACCUGGAAACUGCCCUGAGGGUGGAGCGGCGCGGGGCCACCGAAGAGAAGCGGAAGCUGGUGCAGCUGCAGGCCGCAUACCAUCACCUGUUCCAGGAGUACGAUGCUCACAUCAAGGCCAGCCUGGAGGGGGACAAACGGAGCCAGGUGACAGAGGAGCAGCUUCGUGCAGCUGAAGCCGCUCUGGCUCUCAAGCAGGAGCUCAUCGAUCGCCUCAAGGCCGAGGCCGAGCGCCAGCGGGCGGCACUGGAGACCAUCCCGGUGCUGCAGGCCCAGGCCGACAUUUACCGGGCGGAUUUCGAGGCGGAGCGCGCGGCGCGGGAGCAGCUGCACGGGCAGCGGGAGGCGCUGCAGGAGGAGCUGAACCAGCUGCGGCUGCGGCUGGGUGGGGACGGGGCCCGGGCCCGUCUGGAGGAGAUGCGGAACCGGCACUCAGAGCCGCCCCCGGCCCCAGCCCUGGCGGGGGGUUUUGGGGUGCUCCUGCCGCCCCCCGAAGAGGGGCCCGACCUGUGCUGCCCCAAAUGCCAGUACAAGGCUCCGGAUAUGGACACGCUGCAGAUCCACGUCAUGGACUGCAUCAAGUGAGGGGGGGGCCCCAAACCCCCCCCCCAGCACCCCAAAAACACCCCCGGGGGUCCCCAAAACCCCCUGGGAGCCUCAGCCCUGAGGGAACUCCAAAAUAUCCUCCAAACCCCCAGAUAUUCCUUCGGGAAUCUCUUCACUGCAUCCACAUCAUGGACUGGGUCAGGUGUGGGGGGAGCACCCCAAAAUCACCCCAGGACCCCCAAGGACACCCCAGCAGCUUCAGCCUGGGGGUUUGAGGUUCGGAAACCCCAAAAUCCCCCAAAAUUAUUCUGGGAAUCUCCUCACUGGAUGCACGUAAGAGAUUGAAUCAGAUGUGGGGGGGGCACCCCCAAAGCCCCCCAGGAACGCCAAAACCCCCCUAGACCCCCCCCAAAAACCCCACAGGGAGGCCCCUCACUCUCCUAAAUCCUUCAGACUCCCCCCCCCCUCCCCAAAAGGAGGGGUUUUAGGGUCCCCCCCUUCAAUAAAUGCUCUCCAAAUGUG